Cynara cardunculus var. scolymus (artichoke) is the source of this 782-nucleotide messenger RNA. RefSeq lists its product as uncharacterized. Lineage: Eukaryota; Viridiplantae; Streptophyta; Magnoliopsida; Asterales; Asteraceae. The record is from RefSeq and is a predicted model, not a curated record. The coding region runs from base 21 to 689 and encodes 222 amino acids. The transcript is spliced from 2 exons.
CAUAUCUUGCUUUCUUCCCCAUGGAUUUGGCUCCAAAUCCAAAUUCCUUCAUAUCCCAAAUCACAUCCACUUCUUUCGCUCAUAUUCAUCUCCCCACUUUUCAAACACCCAAAACCUUAAUUUCAUCUUGUCAUCUAAAUUCCUCACAAUAUGACAAGAAAAUCGUCGAAAAACCCACCAUGUCUGAUAUUUUGGAGUCUUCAAAGGCACAAAACCUUGACCUCCGACUACAAACAGUGGGGCCGUUUUUCAGAAUCACGGCAACGAGCUUAGAAACGAACAAGGUGUUGGGGAAAGCCGAGGGAAUGAUACGGGUAUGGUGGAAGAAAGGGAAGAUUCUUCAUUUGGAUUCAAUUAAGUUGACCCGAGAAACAUUGGGUAUGGAUAGAUCCAUAUUUGGAAUCGGGUUGUUUAUUGGAGCUGUGAUGAUCCGAUAUGGAUAUGAUUGUGGGUGUAAAACUGCCGAGUUGCUUGCCAUUAAUGACUCCGAUCUUUAUCAUGCCAAGCUUGUGAAGUUUUAUAGAAGAAUAGGGUUCGAACCAGUUCGUGAGGUAAGUGGCUCGUCAAUGGGAGACCUUGGCCACAUGCUGGUAUGGGGUGGCGUCGGCACACGCAUGGAUGCUGAUGUUGAACGUCUCCUCGUGAAAUGGUGUACACGAUUCACCAUUCGUACACGUUCAAACUCGUGAUUGUUCGUGUAUUCGAUUAACAUGAAAAUUGGUUACAAUUUUGUUUUAUAAAAAAGACGGAAUCACAGUAAAAAUUUAUUAUAGUUAACUACA